Diabrotica virgifera virgifera (western corn rootworm) is the source of this 1222-nucleotide messenger RNA. RefSeq lists its product as uncharacterized. NCBI's taxonomy places the organism in Eukaryota, Metazoa, Arthropoda, Insecta, Coleoptera, Chrysomelidae. The record is from RefSeq and is a predicted model, not a curated record. The transcript has 2 exons. Gene Ontology annotation, biological process: regulation of transcription by RNA polymerase II. Gene Ontology annotation, molecular function: DNA binding. Gene Ontology annotation, cellular component: nucleus; transcription regulator complex. The coding region runs from base 148 to 936 and encodes 262 amino acids.
UGAUGAAACCAUAUGGCCCGUUUCAGACCGGCCGCGGCCGUUUGAAACGCAUAAUAUAUAUCAGUUAGUUUGAAACCGGCAUGCAGGAAACUUGUGUUUGCGUUUUUAUCAGGUUUCGUGUUUUUGUGUCGUUGUGGGUACUUUAAAAUGGCUGAUGACGAAAAUAAAAACAUUCAAUUAGUGUUAGAAGUAGAAAAACGUCCUUGUUUGUAUAAUACCACAUUAUCUAACUACUCUCCGAGGACUGAAACUGAUAAAGCAUGGGCAGAAAUUGGAAGAAUAAUGGAAAUGACAGGUGCUGCUUGUAAAGAGAAAUGGCGAAAUUUGCGUGUUGUGUUUAUGAGACACUUGAAACCUUUGCCAAGUGGUUCUGGAAGAAAAAAGAAAAAACCGUACUAUUUAUUUGAUUAUAUGCAAUUUUUGACGCCAUAUGUAAGACCAAUUAAGCUGCCCGAGGCAGGGACCCUCCCGUCCACUUCAACAGAGGAUACCGAAACACAUGCUACCAUUGAUGUGUCAAACGAUGUUCCAGAAGAUUUGGCCGAGUCCGAGCAAUCUAAAGAGCCUACCUCUCCCGGUAUGCAUAAUAGUACAAUAAUUCAACAUUCUUCCAACUCAAAGCGAAAGAAGUUUUCAUUUCAGGAGACAGAUAAGUGUUUCCUUAAUUAUUUAAAAGACAAAUCUACUAAAUCUUCUACAGAAACUUCCACGGACUCUAUUAUGUCAUUUUUAAACAGUCUUGCACCCGAAUUAAGAGAAAUGAAUAUGCAUCAAUUCAAAAUAUUCAAAAGACGUACAUUAAGCCUCAUUGAUGACAUAUUGAAUCCACCUUCUACUUCGCCUGAAAGUGAAACAAUGAGUGCAGUAACUACAUUAAGUAAUGAAAAGUCUCGGGACACAAUAUGUUCUCCGCGGCCGUAUGGUAGUCCUUCAUAAUAUGUGCAGCCACUGCAGCAAGUACCAACAACUAAAUCCUCUGGACUUCAGCAGAGUAUCAACAAAAAACUCUAUGCAGGCAGUAUCAACAGAUAAUCCUUUGGACUUCAGCGGAGUAUCGACAGAAAUCUCAUUAAAUUAUACAGAAUACCCUUCUGUCAACCAGAGCAUGUCAUUGUAACUCAUUUUAUGUUUAAAUAUAAGUAAUAAUAAUUACUGAUAAAAAUUAGAUUUCGUCAUUUCAAUAUUAUUUUAAUCAUUGAUUUAAAUAAAUAUUUUAAAAUAC